AUGCUCCAAGGUUCAGGCCCCGAGCUUUUGGAGGAUGGACAGGUGAUCCCCUUACGCAGCAAGAGCCGCCAAGUGGGUCAGAACGAGGUCUUGGAGACCAGCUUGUUUCACUUCUACAUGGACCCAGGCCCUGGAGGCAAUUGGCCUCCAAGGCCUCUAGCAUUGAUUGGGCAAGGAAACGGAAGAGCAGAAGAAGCAGUCUUGCCGGCCAGAGUCCCUGACAAGCUGGCAGACUCUGACAUCCUCCCAGACUGCUAUGAUCCCUCCUCUGGCGUUGGUCGCUGGAACUACCAGGCCAGGUUGGGUGAAGGUGGCUUGGGCAUCGUGUACCGAGCAUAUGAUUGCCGCGGCAACCUUGGGCAUGUCGCCAUCAAGGUCUUGAAGCAUCCUCAACGAGCGUACUGGGGAAAGCAGCACUGCUUUGCAAUGCAUCGUGAGAGCCAAUGGUCCUUACAAAAGAUCCACAAUAGGCAAGAUGGCAGAUACUGUGAGAGUUCUGCCAAACUCUUCGCGAGAUACUUGGAGGAUCACACUGGGCUGCUCCAGGUUUGCCCAGGCAGCUUUGAUGAGCGGCGGAAACGCUUUGAGACGCCAGGACUGGAUUGGGAGAAAGAUGGGCCCACCGUCGUGGCAGCGCCCUAUGUGGUCAUGGAAUUGGUUGAAGGUGAAGCUAUGCACGUGGCCAUGGACCGGGAGUGGCGAGCUCCGUCCAAGCACGGUGUCAAGGAAGGGCCUUUGGAGGUCCUGAUUCAGGCUGCUCGAGCACUUGAGUACUUGGCCACAUUUGGACUCAUCCACCGUGACUUUCGCGGCUGCAACAUGCAUUUAGCCGAGCGAGCGGUGGACGGUGCAGAAUGUGUUCUGAAGGUAUUGGACCUGGGUGUGAUGAUCACCGAUGAGGAUUGGCAGCAGUCCAACACCAACGAUGCAGUGCAGGCCUUCCGCCGGCGUGGUGAGACCGAAGAAAAGCGUCGACGGUACGAUUGGCUGCCGUGGGAAGUGCGCAUCUCUGCGGACGGCAUUGGGCCACCACUGAACUUCGAGAAGCCGGUGCAUUCCUUCGACAUGUUCUCCCUGGGUGUUUUAGCCUUGCAUCUGACCAUCGGCCGUACGGAGGCGGUGGUAGCGCGUUCGAGGUUGAGCGCCAUGGAAAGCGCUGGUGCAGGAAAGGACCCGACAGCAGUGGAGGUCAUUGAUACCAGCAUGUUGGGCCAGGAACCCAGCCUCAAUGGUUUGGAUCCCAUGCUGCACCGCUACAUGCUGGGACCUGUCCUGCUCUCAGGGAUGGCCGCCCUUCGACCUGCACCCAGUGUGGUGGUCCGCUCCAUCGAGGCCGACCGAUGCCAAGUUGGCGGAUCCUCAAAAGCUGCCCCUGACGAGCAAAGCCAACGUAGGCGCCUCGCCGGGGACCGGUGGCGAUUCACGGGUGACAUGGUGAUUCACUGGGGAUUGGGAUCUUCUGCAGGUCGUAUCCAUAUGGCUAUUCUUUACCAACUUUUGUAUGCCAUUCUGGCAAAUCUUUUGGCUGCUGGUAGCACAGAAUGUCAAGCAAGAUCAGAGGCAGAUGUGGAACUAGCAGAAGAAAGAGAAAUCGCAGAGAUGGACGUCCAGUUGCUCCAAACCAAGGUGCAGGGGACUAUGAUGCGAGAGGGACAAAGCAGUGUCCCGAAACGUGUUGUUUCAAAGGAAGGAGGCGUAUGUUGGUCAAAUGAGGAUUGCUGCCUUGAGGACGCCGAUGGUUACUGUCCGUUAUUCUGUAAAGAAGGCACCGAAAUCGACACCCACAACGCCAAGGGAUGGGAGGUGAAAGGCCAAUGCAUGAAGAAAUGGCCUGGCUACUGCCGUGAGGACGAGCAGUGCAAGACGAUUAGCCAUGCGAAGGGCGAGAGUGGAGACCCCACCUAUAUCGGGAACGCCAUUUGCUUUCGAUCAGCUGGCUCGCUGGAUGGUACCUGUCGGAACGACACCAUGUGCGAUGCCAUGUCCUGCGGCCGUGGAAGUUGCCGCUGGGGCAAAUGCACCUGCGAUUAUGGUGUUGGUGGUGAUCGAUGUGACAAGUCUACAGAGGCUUUUGCCUUCCUUCUCUAUGGAAAUUCCUCUGAGAAUUUGAUCUCGGUACGAGUGCUGGUGAAGUCUAUGCGAGCGGCUGGUGCCAUCCAGGACAUUCUGGCCAUUGUCCCCAAGAACUUGAUAGGAACGAUUCCACCCAAGCAUUUGGAGAUUCUUCAGUGGGAUGGUGUGAAGAUUUACCCCACCGACCCGAUUCCGAUGCCUGCAGUCAUGGAUGCAGACCCAGUGAUCCACAAAAGAUGGAGUGGCGUCAUGAACAAAUUCGCAGUUUGGCGGAUGACCGAAUACUCCCAAGUAGCUUUGUUGGAUACCGACAUGGUCUUCGAUGUUGACUCAGAAAGCCCCGGGAAGAUUUUCUCCGAGUGCAGUGCGCCUUUGUGUGCGGUCCGUGAUGGAGACUCGCGGUUCAUGAACGCAGGCGUCAUGGUCAUCACUCCCUCGUCACAGCGAUUGGUGCAUCUUCUCCAGGUCUUGGCAGAUGAGCAGCAUCAUUUUGCAAUGCCUGAGCAGUCCUUUUUGACUCAGUACUGCAAGAACAAGAAGUUCAAGAUGAAGUUGCAGUUUCUGGACAAGAAGUGGAACUCCUGUGUGGGUGGCGGCAUGCUGCACAACACCGGUUGGGAGUCAACAGGCUACAAUGUGCUGCAUUCCUGCUCAUGGACAGGGAAGCCUCCGAAUAUGAAGAUGUGCUUCCCUGGGCACUGCGACAGCAAUCAGGAGUGGCACACGGUCUUGGUCUGGCAGUUCUUCCACAUGGAGGUGGACAGCUGCAUUCGACAUGCGGACGAGGGCAAUUGCCACAAGAAUUCAUGCCAGUGGUGCGGAAAGUAUUGUGGCACCAAAGAGAUCGAGUGCAACAAGAAACUCUUCAACCAGACCUACAUCAAGGACAAGGACGAGCCUGACAUCCAAGAAGCAGCACGACUGGGUGCUCUCACGCGCAGUGUGUGGGAUAUGCCAGAGAACACCUCGCAGCAGGAAUGGCAUAACCUGCCCGUUGGGUCCUGGGCCUGGCCACAGGUGGCCAUGUACCAGAUCCUCAUCGAUCGGUUUGCCACGCCUCACCCACAACACUGUGAAAAACUGAAUGAAUACUGCGGCGGCAACCUGCCUGGCCUCAUGGAGAAAGUGAGUUAUUUGGAGGAGCUUGGGGUGGACGGCAUCGUCCUGUCUCCAGUGGUGGAUCAGAUGCCGCAUGGCUACCAUGGCUAUUGGACAAAGGAUCUCACCAAGGUGAAUCCAGCCUAUGGCACCGAGGAAGAUGUUCGGCAGUUGGUGAUCCUUCUGCAUGAAAGAAGGAUGAAGGUGAUCGUGGAUGUCAACAUGAAUCACGCGGGCUCUCAGAAGGUUAAUGCCAGCAAUCCUCGGGAUGUGUCCAUCCUGAAACCUUUCAACAAGCCAGAGCACUACCACUCUGACAAUUGCAGCCUUAUCCAUGAUGCUGACUAUGAGCGGGGCUCAUAUUUCCUGGAACACUGCAAGCUUUACGGAUUGCCGGACUUCAACCAUGAGAAUCCCAUCGUGUGGCAAGGGCUCAUGCAGUGGGUGCGUGACCAUGUUGACAAGUAUGGCUUUGAUGGAAUCCGUGUUGAUGCAGCAAGACAUAUCAACAGGAAUUUCCUGAACCAUAUCCCGGAGACGGGUCCGCCCAUUCCUGCCUACUACGAGGUGGUGAACACUGACAUGGCAUAUGUGGCUGGCUAUGCCACCGGCGACUAUGGCGCUGUUUACAACUACCCCUUGUACUUCGUUUUGAAGGACAUUUUUGUCCCUGGUCCCAAGCAGAAGCCCAUGUCUGCUCUGGGCGAUUGGAUGGAGAAGCAACUGCCAAAGGCGCAGGGCAGAUUGAUGUUGAACUUCCUGGACAACAAUGAUCUGCCACGCUUCCUGUACCGCAUUGGAGAAGGUGGCGGCAUUGCUGAAGCCACCAUGAUGGCGCUGUACCACAAUGCCCUUCUAGCGAUGAUGGGCAUGGAGGGUCUGCCAGCCAUCCUUUUCGGGUCCGAACAAAAUGCUCGGGGCCGCUUGAACUACUCCGACCCUCUCAAGGUAGACAAUUGGCGCCAGCCCCUUUGGCAUCAUGGCUACAACACAACUUCGGAGACCUUCAAGCUGAUGAAGAAGGUGCUCUGGGUCCGUCAACGGACCAACGGCCUGCACGCAUUCAAAUGCAUCCCAGUUUACAUGGACUACCAGGUCUUGGUGUGGGCCAGAGGUCCAGCAAUUUUUGUUGUUAGCAAUGCUGGUCAGCCGAGCAAGAUCCCAUCACAGCGAGUCUUAUGGGACAAUGCCACUGCUGGCCUUGGGCCCUAUGGGACUCCAUCUCUGGUAUGCAACAUCCUUGAGGAAAAUCCUUUCGCAGACUGUGGCGUGCUGGUGCCGGGCAACAUCUCGCGCUUGCACUUGACGGGGGAUCCGAAGCUCUAUGUGCCCAAGGAGUACAUCACAGAAUACGUGCAGAACAUCAAGCUGAAGGAAAAAGAAGGUGAGCGUGUUGCAAAGGAAGCACAACGGGAACCGGUGGUGCUCCCCUUCACCAUGUGGAAGGCCAUGCCGGAACCGCCCAUAGUCAAGAUUCAGGCGCAGAAACGUGUGGCGCGCUCCUGGCGCCCGGGGGAUGUGACUCUGAAUGGCAAUCCUUCAUGGGUAUGGCAUGAGUUCCCACAACUCCCGCCGCAUUUGGACAAGUGGGGUCCACCCUUGGGCAUGCCAGUGCCCCAUGUGAUUAGUGGAGUUCUGAAAGAUGCAUGCUUCCAUUUAGGCCCUGGUGAAAAGGAUGGUGCAGUAUUUGCCCGGCGGAACAAUCGCACCUACGUGCUAUGUCCCGACUCUCCGCAGUACUGCCCACGGGUGAUUGAUGAUCAGGUAAACCUGACAGCCCUCCAAAAACAUUCCUUGAUGGCUGGCGGCUUCAAAAAGGAGUUGCCAGUGCUGCACUUGACCUUCGAUGUAUGGUACGGUGUGUACCACAUGCUGAUCAGUGCCCUUCCCUCCAUAGCUCCUCGCUUGGACAAGUUGCGCAACGGCACCAUGCAGGUGCGCAGCUGCGCAGCAGCGCAGCUUGGGGGAUGUCGUCUGGGAGCUCCCUCGGCCACCGCGCUGCUGACGGAGCUGCCGCGGAAGUUUCGGCAGAUUCGGAGCUGUUCGACACAGACAGGGCAUUGUCGUGGUUUUGGCUUUGUAGACUUGGAGAAGCCACUGGAAGCACUCGCAGAUUUUCAGGCGGGUAUCGUCGUCGACAAACCCAUUGACUUCACAGCACGCUUGGAUUCGUGCUGCGGAGGCAAGGUUGACCUGCUGUUUCCCUUCGUUCCCAGUGGCAUCCGGGCAAAGCUGCAGCUCGAUUCGACGGCUUUGCCUCCGCUCCAGACAGCACUGUUUUCCACCAUGGAGGAAAUCGGUGACUCUUCGGCCGAGUCACGGUGCGGGAUGCGAACGUUUCGUGGGUUUCGACGCUCUGGCCGCUUUUCGGUGGACACGCAGCGGAUCAGGUGGAGAGGCUGCAAGGUUGGAGCCAGAGAUUUGGACGCUAUUUUGGAAGAAUUGAGUGGGUUGUAUGACAAGAAGACCUUGGAUAAGAUUUACCGCGUUGCCACGGAUGAUAGGUCUGUCUUGGGGGUGGAGACCAAUGUCUUGCGACCGCCGUCUGACCCUCCUUUGAAACAGGCCUACAGCUUUUGUGCGCCGGAAAUUCACUUCGAUUUGUCGACCCGGCCGCAGUAUCCACGCUUUGAGUUCUCUGUUCCCUACCUGGCGGAGUUCCGCCGGAACUUGUUGGCUUCAGAUGACUGGUUGGAUGAGACCAGGCCCUGCGGUGUCUCUAAGAGGUCCCUUGGGCACAUCGUGGUGCUGUCGAGAGGUCACAGCGCCCGCGCCCUCGGGAAUGAGGACGAGAUGGUGCAGGCUCUGAAGACCUUGGGCAGACCCGUAGAGGUGGUGACUCCCGAUCCGGAGAACUUCCUCCAUACACUGCAGACGCUUUCAAGGGCUGAGGUGUUGGUGGGUGCGCAUGGGGCCAACAUGGCCAACAUGCUUUUUGCUCCAGACGGCAUGAAGGUUGUAGAAAUUGUCCCACAGGUGCCCUUCAAGAUGCAGGACUACCACUUUUGGGAUUUAGCUGCAGCCUUGAACUUCACCUAUUUGCCCAUUGGCGACAAGGUUAUGCCAAACGAGUAUGACCACCAGUUGGCCCUGGACCCAAUGACAGAGGACAAGGCGGUCAUUUCCAUGCACGUGGAUGUGGACGAGGUGAAGAGUCUUAUUGCCAACUUGCUGGUUUGA
This is a messenger RNA of Cladocopium goreaui, 6351 nucleotides long. NCBI's taxonomy places the organism in Eukaryota, Dinophyceae, Suessiales, Symbiodiniaceae. The record is from the annotation of a GenBank genome assembly.